CUUCCUUUCUGGAAAUGAUUUUCGUCUCUAACCAUAUUGAGACUCUCUUUUCUCAUUCUUUCAUUCUGACUUGCUCUUUUUCCUCUCAUUUACUACUGCAUCCGAAUAGAUCUUCUGACAGUAGCGUAACAGAACUUGCUGCUUUCCCCACCCCCUUUCCUGUGAUUUUUCCUUUGCAGAUCUUGCCAUGGGGUGCGGACUACGAAAGCUAGAAGACCCAGAUGAUAGCAGCCCUGGAAAAAUAUUUUCUACGUUGAAGAGACCGCAAGUGGAAACAAAGACUGACUCUGCUUAUGAAUAUGUAUUGCUGGAUUUUACUUUAGAAGUGUCCUCGAACCCAGAAGUUAUCAAAAUCAGUUCUGUGUUGGAUAUAGCAACAAAAGUGGAAGAGUAUUACAUCAAAGGAUAUGUUGUAGGAGCAAUUCAUCCUAUUAUAUUACCUGUUGGGCGAAGAAAGCACUUUUCUGCAAGUUAUUUGUAUCGAGUGGUACUAUCACGACUCAAAUUAAGCCCGAAGCAUACAGCACCCAGAAGACAAAGACACCCCAGGCUUGUGAUUGAGGAAUGUCCUUUAAUGUAUGAAACACUGACAAAUGACGUAGUGAAAGGAUUGUUAGAAAAGGUCAAUGAAGCUGCUAAAAGAGGGAAGAAGUUUGUUGGAUUUAUAACACAGCAUUUUCCUCAACCUAAAUUCUGUAAUGGCACAAACACAGAUGGAAAUGUGGACUCUGAAUCAGCACUAAGCAUAAGGAGUAGAGAGCACAGGAAAUACAAUUAUGAUGAAAACUAUAAAAACUGGAAUGAAGGGACUUUGAGUGGUCAGUCAUCCGAGAGUGGAAUAGAGGAAGAAAUUCAGCCAGAAAGGGGACAGUUACAGGAUGCUGAUUUCCAAUUUGGAAAAGAAGGCAGCCCCAGCCCUACUAAACCAAGGAAAGGAGAAGAUAAUAAAUUAUAUACAGUCUUCAAUGUUUUUGAUGAUGACUCAACCUGCUGGACCUAUUAUGAGGGCAUUUUGUCUAUGAAAGUAACAAGAAAAGGGGCAGUCAUUAGUACUCUGGAUGCAGACUGGCUAGAACUAACCGCAUUUUAUUAUAAACAAGGAUUGUCAUUAAUUGAUUCUUUUGUAUACUGGGAAACUUCUAAAGGAGACCACAUGCCCAAAUCUUUAGAAGGAUUAUUUAUAUAUGAAGAAGAAGGUUCAGGAGUUCCAGGUUCUAACAGGAAAGGAAAUGACACAAUAGUUGUAGAACAAUGGACUGUCAUUGAGGGAUGUGAAAUUAAAACAGAUUAUGGACCUUUACUGCACACGCUGGCUGAGUUUGGAUGGCUUCUUACAUGUGUACUGCCUACACCGAUCAUCCGACAUGACAGUGAAGGAAAUCUGGCCACAAAGCAAGUUGUUUUCCUUCAGAGACCUGUUAUGUGGAAUUCAAACACCCAGACCCCAGAGAAGAAAUCCACAAGGCAGCUCAGAAGUGACGAGAAAGGCAAAGUCUCUAGCAGAAGUAUUGGAUUAGACACAGCUACGUCUCACCCUGCAGAAAGUGGGCAUCCACCUGAUGAGUUUCAUCUGUCUCCUUUUAAACCAUGUUGGAUCAAGGAGGGAUCUGCCCCAUAUGAAAGCUUCUCAGGAUUCAAUAGCAGCGAUAGUGUGUUAAGGGAACUGGAUGAUGGACAGUUCGAGCAGGAAGAUGGAGCCACUCAGGUCACAUGUAUGUGACCAAGUGAGUAACUUGUAUUGGAGGGAACUGUAAAUAAUUAAAACAAAUGUAAAGACUGAAUUUACUACAUUACUUUAUAUGCAUUUGUAUAAUCCUUUGGUUUUCCCAGACUCAUGUUUAUAUAUCUUUUGCUUCUUUCUAGAGUUAUACGGUUAGCAAAUAAUACUACUACUGUAAAAUACCGUGGGUUUAUGUCUGUUCUUAAUGGAACAUUGCAUUUCUAGAACUCUGCUAACUUCACUGGUGAUAUUCUCAAUGAUGCUUAUAAACAACAGGGAAGAAAACUUGGCAGAUCAGUUAUGGCUUGUGGUCUAAGAGACAGUGGAGUGGGAAAACAAUGCUUUCCACAAGUAGAGGGAAAUGGUAUUUUUCUAAAAGAGUAUCACAAAUGUUAGAGGAUUUUAAAAAGUUAACUAUAAAAUACUUGACUGUCCUUUUAAGUUUUAAUUGCAAUUUUCAGUUUAUUUGCCUUGCCUAAAUCCAGAACCUGUUAAACCUAGAAAUUUUAGUGCUGCACUUUCAGUCUCAAUGAGAGUACUAUAGCAGGAUGUACCUAACACACAAAGCCACAUUCCAGCUUGCAUAUGUGCACACCGUUAAAACCAAGGGCAAUGGGAGUGUGUGGGGUGGAUGUUUUCUGCCCUUAUUCAGUUCCAUCUAAAAUAAAGGAGCUGUCAGGGACAAUCCAAAGCUAAGACAAAGAACUCCCAGGGCAUAGUCAGCACAACUAAGUAUUACCUUGCCAGUUAAUAGAAACAGAUCAUUUGGAAGGCUAUGCAGAGAGUGCUACCAGUAAGAUUAUGGGUGCACAGUAAUGCUGCGUGCAUGUAGCUCUGUUUUGGGGGCAGUCAUGUGGAGAGGCAAAAUUAGACCCCUUGGCUCAUAUAUGAAAAUAUAAAAGCUAUGUCUCAACUGAAUACCUAUAUCAGUGUGUGUAAAAUGUAUUCACCUGUUCAUAAAGUUCCUGGCUGGAAGAGUCUUGCUUGCAGAGGUAAUUAUGAAAACUAUUAUAGAUCAGCAUCCUCAAGGAGAGUAGCUCAAGAGGCUUGAGUACUAAAAGACCCUAACAUUGAUGUAGGUGUGUUGGAAGAGGUGUUAAUAAUGAUUUUCUGCAGCUGUAUUGCAAUAAUACUUGAUUCAGUCACUGCCUAAUUUGAUCAGCCAUUUAGUUUAUUAAAAACUUCUGGAACCAAGUCAUUAGUAUAAAAAUAAAUUAACAUCCUUUCAUCCUUUAUUCUGAUCAAUGUUGGGCUCUUUAGGCUGGUAUUGUAAUUCAGUCGUUGCCUAUAGAAAGUUGCCAUUUAAUUAGAAUCAUAGAAUAUCAGGGUUGGAAGGGACCUCAGGAGGUCAUCUAAUCCAACCCCCUGAUCAAAGCAGGACCAAAUCCCCAUUUUUUGCCCCAGAUCCCUAAUAGAGAAUGCAAAAAUUUUAAAUGAGAAAAGUAUUGAGAAUGGGGGAAGCUAAAGAAAAAUGUCUGUGCUGAUGAUAAAGGUGAUUGAUUGCAACUAAAACUUGCAUUAUUCAAACACUGUUAUGGACAUUAUAAGCACAAGCUGUGACAUGCACCUUCACAAGGCAUUUGUUUAACUGAAAUUAGUGAUUGAUCCUAUUAAACUGAUGGAAACAGAUUUGGCCAAAAUAAGAAUGGCACAGUACUAAGGAAAUGUAAUUAAAUGACAAUCAGGGUCUUUUUACUACAGCUGGAUGGAAGGAAGGCCUCACUUAACUGACCCUUCUCUUUCUUUAACCACUUUGCGCACACGAUGUAUUAGGUAAAAUCCCCCUCUUGUAUGAUCCCAUAUACCUCCCCUUUGAAGUGCCUUUAUUCCAGUAAAUAUUUGUACUUCAAAGAAGGCCACUGUGUUCUAUUGCCAUAGUGGAGAUCAGCAAUGGAGAGAACAGCAUUAACAGACUGCAAAGGGACUUUUGGCCUAGACUGGUAGGAUAGCGGAAUUCACAGUGUACAGACAGAAUGAUACUGGGAUCCUCAGGGGCCAGCAGGGUGGGGAGAACAUGUUUGUUAUUACUGUGUAAUGAGCAACACUGAAUCAGGGAAAGGUUUAGUGCUAUUUCAGUUCAAAUCAAUUCCGUGAGGUGGUUUGUUUGUUUGUUUCCAGAAAAUCCAAGAAAUAGCACACGUCAGAUAAUAAAGUUAUUGUCAUGGGAGCUGGUAACAACCCCUCCAUUUAAGCUGCCUAACACUUUUUCUAUUGUAGAAGAUUCUUGCCAGUUUGUUCGGGUGUUCUGAGAAACUGUAACACCUCUAGGUAUUUAAAUUUGGCAGAGCCAAAUGCUUGGAUUAGAGAUGUGCCUUUUACUUGUCCCAUGAAAUUCCAUUAUAAAUGGAGUUAUAAAUGGUUUAAAAUUGCCAUUUCCCUUCUCGCUCUUUAAUUCCUCAGGAAAACGCUGGCAGCGUGUCAAAAUAAUAACUGAAUUUGAAAGUUUUAAGAGCCAAGUCCAUCCCACAGCAGCGCACACAACUGGGUACACUGGGAACUGCCAGAGUAGCUAUAGCAGUGGGGUUUGGGGGAAGAGCUUAGAUGGGGCUUCCCCCAUGCCCUCAGCCAAACAGACCCAGCAUCUCAUCCCAUUUCUGGGGAGCUUGCUACACCUCCCAAGGUGGAGGGGACAGAGAAAUCUAAGCCCUGGUCUACACUGGGCGGGGGGGGGAGGGCGGGGAUCGAUCUAAGUUACGCAACUUCAGCUAUGUGAAUAACGGAGCUGAAGUCGAUGUACUUAGAUUGACUUACCGUGGUGUCUUCACCAUGGUGAGUCGACUGCUGCUGCGCCCCCGUUGACUCUGCCUGCGCCUCUCUCCGCGGUGGAGUACAGGAGUCGACGGGAGAGCACUUGGGAAUCAAUUUAUCGUGUCUAGACUAGACUAGAUAUGAUAAAUUGAUCCCCGCUGGAUCGAUCGCUGCCCGCCAAUCCGGCGAGUAGUGAAAACAUACCAUAAGUCAGGCUCCUCAACCAUCUCCAGGGAUCCAGCACAUAGUUCCACUCCUCCUCUAGGAUAAUAGCCUUCUUCUGCAGCCAGCUAAUGUAGUUAGUCCUGUAGCUCAGGUGGUAGUUUGUUUUGCAUUGCUGAAAGUUUGGGGUUCAAAUUAUCAGAAUGAUGCAGGAAUGGAGGUUGUAAGUUCUUACAGUUGUACAUAAAAAUGUUUUUACUUUUUUCCUUUAAAAAAGCUACAUUAAAAAAAUGGUCUGGGUUGCAAAGUCUAGCACUUGCAGGUUAGGAGAUGCGAGUUUUAGGGCUGCCAAUGCAACCUUCAUUUGGCUCCCUGGUGCGUGUUAAUUAUGGUGAUUCUUUUUUGAACCCUGUUAUGGUCUUGGCCUUCACAACAUCUUCUGGCAAGGAGUUCCACAGGUUGACUGUGCGCUGUGUGAAGAAAUACUUCCUUUUAUUUGUUUUAAACCUGCUGCCUACUAAUUUCAUUUGGUGACCCCUAAUUCUUGUGUUAUGUUGUGUUAUGGUAAAGUCUUUAAUUGUAUUAUCACAUGCUGUUUUUUUUGCAGGAUCCCUGCUUCAAUCAGUACACAAGGGGAAACUUAAAAGCUAGGAAAUGCCAGAUUUAUGUUGAGUGCUUGACUUUGUAACCAGAAAAACAAAUGACAUUAAAAGAUAGUUAAUAUACAAUAAA
Chelonia mydas (Green sea turtle) is the source of this 5362-nucleotide messenger RNA. RefSeq names its product raftlin family member 2 (gene RFTN2). The record is from RefSeq and is a predicted model, not a curated record. The coding region runs from base 188 to 1720 and encodes 510 amino acids. The transcript has 10 exons. NCBI's taxonomy places the organism in Eukaryota, Metazoa, Chordata, Testudines, Cheloniidae.